This is a messenger RNA of Truncatella angustata, 953 nucleotides long. RefSeq lists its product as uncharacterized. The transcript is spliced from 3 exons. Bases 103 to 801 code for a protein of 232 amino acids. The record is from RefSeq and is a predicted model, not a curated record. NCBI's taxonomy places the organism in Eukaryota, Fungi, Ascomycota, Sordariomycetes, Amphisphaeriales, Sporocadaceae.
ACCGUCAUUGAGUUUGAAGAGAUGGAUGAAGACGCCCAAUCCGUGGGUGGGCUCACAUAGACAUCAUAUGCAACCUCUGCAUCAGGCUCUGAACCGUUGAAAAUGCCUCCUCUGCCAUCUCUGGCCGCAUAUGGGCCUUUCGAGUGUCCCUUCUGUUUUAUGAUGAUAUCAGCCAGUAACACUCUGGCUUGGAAGAAACACGUAUACGCGGACCUUCGGCCGUACAUCUGUUUCGAGCCGACUUGCCGGAACGGUAAUCAUCAAUAUGGACGCCGACACGAGUGGAUGGAACAUGUGAUAAAGAAUCACUGGCGAACGUGGAAAUGCAGCAUCUGCCUCAGUGAACCCUUCUCUUCUGCUACAGCCUUGAAAAGCCACAUUACACAGCAACAUACCCCUUCUGUACCCUCGAGCCAACUUGAUGUUUAUGUGGAGGAUGGAAAGAAUCCAAAGCCCUUAGACAGCCCAGCGCAGUGCCCUCUUUGCAACGACAUGCCUGCGAACGCCGAUGCUUACCAACGACAUGUUGGGCGCCACCAAGAAGAGUUGGCUCUAUUCUCUCUACCUAAUUUAGAGACAGACGAAAAGUCAAACCAUAACGCAGAGUUUGUAUCGGACUGUUCAGCUUCGGCAACCAGUGUUGACGCGGAAAUACCUGGAAAGCAUGUUGGAGCCAAUUAUCAGUCCAUCGACCGGUAUUUCUUUGACGAAUUGCGCGCAGAGAAGCUACUGCUCUUUGAUCAAAGAAGCCCCAGAGAACUCUUAGAAUCGUUCGAAUGGGACUGCACAAGGCCGCAAUGAAAGGAGAGAUGGUUAGGAGACGAGAACGCGCAAAUCAAGAAAGAAGGAAAAGAAAACGAAGACGAAGAGGGGGCGUACACGCACAGGUUGGAUGAACCGUUUCGAAACUUCAAAUUGAGCGAGCAAGAACGAAAUAAUGCCUCGGCCCGGUG